AUGUCUGCAUCACCGAAAGAAACGGACCACGAAGCUGGUGUCCAAAGCCCAGAUGACCCAGAUGCAGUGAUGAAUGAUCCACACAACGCCGGCCUCCAAUUCGAGUUUGAGGUGAAAGAACAAGAUCGAUGGUUACCUAUAGCAAAUGUCGCGCGGAUUAUGAAAACCGCCCUCCCAGAGAAUGCAAAGAUCGCAAAAGAAGCAAAGGAGUGUAUGCAAGAAUGUGUGAGCGAGUUCAUCUCGUUCAUCACCAGUGAAGCUUCCGAGAAAUGUCACCAAGAAAAGCGGAAGACUGUCAACGGCGAGGACAUCCUGUUCGCAAUGACUUCAUUGGGCUUCGAGAAUUACGCAGAAGCACUCAAAAUCUACUUAUCAAAGUAUAGAGAAACACAAUCAACCAGGGGUGAACAACGUCCAGGAAGUCAAGGAGGUUUCGGCUCCGCCGCACCAGGUGGAGCAGGAGCCGCAAACGCAGCAUCAGCUAACUUCCAGGGUGGAGCCGAAGGGUCGAACAACAUUCUUGGUCAACAAGGAGAUGCAGGCGACCAUGAUGCCGGAUCGUAUGGAAACCUCUACGGCGGCCAAGUCUCAAGUGGGCACAAUGGCGCUACUGGCGACGGAUACUAA
Cadophora gregata is the source of this 627-nucleotide messenger RNA. RefSeq lists its product as uncharacterized. The transcript is spliced from 6 exons. Gene Ontology annotation, molecular function: RNA polymerase II cis-regulatory region sequence-specific DNA binding; protein heterodimerization activity; DNA-binding transcription activator activity, RNA polymerase II-specific. NCBI's taxonomy places the organism in Eukaryota, Fungi, Ascomycota, Leotiomycetes, Helotiales, Ploettnerulaceae. Gene Ontology annotation, cellular component: CCAAT-binding factor complex; nucleus. The coding region runs from base 1 to 627 and encodes 208 amino acids. Gene Ontology annotation, biological process: regulation of transcription by RNA polymerase II. The record is from RefSeq and is a predicted model, not a curated record.